Molecule: messenger RNA, 4119 nt
Organism: Corvus hawaiiensis (hawaiian crow)
Lineage: Eukaryota; Metazoa; Chordata; Aves; Passeriformes; Corvidae
Gene: KERA
Product: keratocan
Exons: 4
Coding region: 249-1307 (352 amino acids)
Molecular function (GO): protein binding
Source: RefSeq, a predicted model, not a curated record
AGAAAAUUGCAGGAGGCACUGGAGAGUAUUAUAACUUUGUAGAAAUAUAUGUAAACAACCCUCUGAACAAAAAGGAAAAGGUGCUGAGGUGCCUUGGCUAUUUCAGGGGUUAAAAGCUGUAACCACUGAUGCGUAUAUAUGAGGCCGUAUUCCUAGAACACGGCUUGUAGCCUGACUCAAGCUAUUACAGUCUAACAACAGGGACCAAUAGAAAGAGAAGAAGAUCCAAGAAGGCUGAGGCAAACACAAUGAUUCUAAAAGUCUAUACAAGCCUUUUGCUCUUAUUCUUGGUCAAUUCUGCGUGGACUCGAACUGUGAGACAAGUUUAUGAUGAUCUGGGUCUUGACCAUUGGUCUCACUAUACUUCUGAGUGUCCACAGGAGUGCUUUUGUCCUCCUAGUUUCCCCAAUGCAUUAUACUGUGAUAACAAAGGACUAAAAGAAAUACCUCCAAUUCCAGCAAGAAUUUGGUACCUCUAUCUUCAAAACAAUCAAAUUGAAACACUUUCAGAGAAGCCUUUUAUGAAUGCCACUCAUCUGAGAUGGAUAAAUCUGAACAAGAAUAAGAUCACAAAUGGUGGCAUUGAGAGUGGUGUGCUGAGCAAGCUGAAAAGACUGCUUUACUUAUUCCUUGAAGAUAACGAAUUGGAAGAGGUGCCUGCCCCAUUACCAGUGGGUCUGGAACAGCUAAGGCUAGCUAGAAACAAAAUCUCCAGAAUCCCAGAAGGAGUCUUCAGCCACCUGGAAAACCUUACCAUGUUAGACCUACACCAGAACAGUUUGUUGGACAGCGCUCUUCAAAGUGACACCUUCCAAGGACUCAACAACCUUAUGCAACUCAACAUAGCAAAAAAUUCACUCAAGAAAAUGCCUUUAAGCAUUCCAGCUAAUACACUGCAGCUGUUUUUGGACAACAACUCCAUCGAAGUUAUACCAGAUAACUACUUCAGUGCAAUACCCAAAGUGACUUUCCUUAGGCUGAACUACAAUAAAUUGUCUGAUGAUGGUAUCCCUCCAAAUGGGUUUAACGUUUCAUCUAUUCUAGACCUACAGCUGUCUCACAAUCAGCUCACUAAAAUUCCACCAAUCAAUGCUCACCUUGAGCACCUUCAUCUUGAUCACAACAAAAUCAAAAAUGUCAAUGGGACUCAAAUAUGCCCAGUUUCCAUUGCCUUAGAAGAAGACUAUGGUCAUUAUGGCAACAUCCCUCGCCUCCGAUACCUUCGUCUGGAUGGAAAUGAAAUUCAACCUCCAAUCCCACUGGACAUCAUGAUUUGUUUCCGACUACUUCAAGCUGUUGUCAUAUAAAGAUAUUGCAGAGUCACUCUUGUACUCUGAGAGUGAUAAGAUACAAGUCUUGCUGGAAUGAAACUUGUUCUAAGUCAUAAAUCAAGAAGUAACAGCUUUAUUUGACUUUAAUUUUUUUCUUUGCUUGUAUCUUUUCUACAACUGAAAAGGCUGUUCUUUCAGAAGAGAUUUUGUAUGGACCUGAAACAUGUGCUUAACACCUUACCCUAUAAAUUCCUAAUGUGAAUAUAUUGAAAAUCAUCAUUGUAAGGUCCCAAAUAUUCCAAAGAAAAUUCUUGCCUACUACAUCUUUCUUUACUACAUUGUCAAAUGUGACAAUGCCUACCCUGCUAACAUCAUUGCUAUAGACAAAUUGUAUGUCCUUAUUUUGUUAUAUAGUAACUAACACAAUGAAUUUGGGUGCACUUGGCCAAAUGCAUAUGCUAAUAAAAUCAUGAGCUGCAUGAUUACUAGUUAUCAGAACUGCCACUGACAUUUCAGAUAGUGACUUGUGGCGAAUAACCACUUAACAUGCAAAUAACCCAUAAAUUGCUGUCAUCUUUUGAAGAUUAAUACUUUUAAGGCAAAAAGUAUGUGAGGCUUAGCAUCUAAAGAAGAUUACUGAAUAUAUAUAAUUGUAGGGAUUCAUUAAGUGAGUUUCAGGACUGGAAUAAACUGAUCCAACUCAAAUCCAGGGACAAGAGAACAUGAGAUGUAAUCUUGUUCUCUCAAAGUCCCAGUUUUCUGCUGUUUUAUUCCAUUUCUAAUUUUGACACCAUUUCUUUCUGCAGCUUUGGGAUCAUCAUUGAAUAUUUGGUUAAUUUUAGUUUGCAGAGAAAUACAACCAAGAAUAGUAAUGAUUACAUAUUUCGUGGACUAGGUACUUCAUAAAAAUUUGAAUGGCUAGUUAAUACAAUGGUGAUGAAGAGAAAAUUAAGAAAUUAAGCAAUACAUCCCCUCCCAAUUAUUUACUGAACUAGGCAAGCACUUGCAUAGGAAUUGUAUCAAUUAAGCAAACACAAUCAACUCAGAGCAGUAUUCAGCAAACUGCUAACUCACAUAUAUGCACACAAUAAUACCGGAUUUUAGAGAAGUUCAGGUAAUUAGAACAUGAUACAUUAACAACUCACUAACAAGGGAGAUACCAGAAGGCAACUUUUUAUGAAAUAUGCUUGAUUUUAUCAAAUAUGGUUGAUUUUUUUCUAUUUUAUAAUAUUGGCAUUUCAAUAAAUGACUUGAAUAUUAGAGUCAACUAUUGACUGAGAGAGUAUGACAUUCUUAUUUCUGCUAGCCAGCACAACAGGCAAUCCAUCAGUCAUUAUUUUAGUCUUCUUGCAUUUCUAGAUAAACGCAAUUAGUUGUUCAUUGAUGUCUUGCAUCUAUUGAUAAUAUUUUAAGACUGACCUCAGUAGUAAGCAUUUAAAGACCAUGCAUGUGGUAUAAUUUUUGCAUUGAAGAUUAGGUAUUUUCUUAAAAGUAGAUUUUUAAAAGUGUUGAGAACUACAGUUUCUAACAAACAAUCCUUUUUAUCUGAAAAUCAGUCCUUAUUCUACUCUGGAGAACUUGUGGAAACAACCUAGUAUAGAAACCCAGUAUAGAAUUAACCCAUUCAGAAAUCCUAUCGCAAAGCCAUUUACUUUUGUUGUUCUUUUUAUGUGAUUGCUGAGAAACUCUUGCCCUUCUAGCAAAAGUAUUUUCUGUACCUCUGUGUUCACCCUAUAUAAAAAAAAGACAGAUUUUAAAAGUCUUUACAAUAUGUAUGCAUGUCAUCUAAGUUCUUUACUCAAUAAUAUAAUAGUAAUUUAUUUUUGAAAAAAAAUUAUGUGACAAUACUAUUAAUUAGAUUAUAACAUCUAUUAUGUUCUGGUCUUGGAAAUUAAUUUCUGCUUUAAGCAAAAAACAAGUACAUUUACUCCAGAGUGAAUAUUCAAAGACAUAUAUGCAUAUUAUUAAUAUAAUUUAUAGUUCUAAUCAUACAGCAAAGCACCUUGAAGGUCCAGUAAAAAAUUAUUACCUUUGAGGUACCGUAUACACAUUAAAGAAGAAAAGACUAAACCUUCCCCAAAGAGAUGUCAAGCUUACAUAGAAGAGAGGUUGAAAUGUAAAAUCAUAAAAGGGUACUAGAGCAUCAAGGUACUCCAUUUUCUGGAUAGGGGCCAUAUUAUGUGAUGGGAUCAGAAGCACAAGAUCUGAUGAAAUAAUUUUUAACAGUUAUUUUUACCAGCUGUACUGCUAUUUGUCCAAUACAGUGUAAUUUGGAAAUCAUUAUAAAUCAGUCCUUCAAAUAGUCAGUACUUUCCUAUGGAACAAUUCUAGAACACCUGCAGACUGAUGCUCAAGAUUUGUCUCUGUCAAAUCCCAGUUAAUCUGAGUGAAGAGAAGAAUUCUAUUGGGAUGAAGAUCUGCUGCUGCCAAGUGCUCUGUACUCUGCACCUUUAAGACAAUGCACUGGCUCCACAUCUGGGAACUAUUUAAUUAAAGAGAAAAUUUUAAGUAUCCUCACUUAGGCCAAUUUGUUCCAUCUUGAGUCUCUCUCCCAGAACCAGCUCCAUGAAAUAGAAUAAAAAAUAGCUAUGUUGCUGCAGUGACCUUCACAAAAUAUGUCAGUAUUGAUUGGGGGUUAAGCUUCUUUGCUGCAUGUACACGGCCAUUUACAACAGUUUUAAUAUUCUUAAAUGUCCUGGGAAAGUUGGUAAAAUUUCCUUUCAGACUACAAUAGAAGGCCUAAAUUGCAUUAUUGUGUGGAACUAAACAAUGUAGGCUUUCAGCCACUACACAGUCAGUUCAUUCAUUGUGCCAGAAGACUAUAAAGAAAUAUGUAAAACACAUUGUC